GGGGUUCGUCCUGAUUGACCUGCUCAUGAGCCCUGCGAAACAUUCCCUGACCGGCAGCGCAUCGUCUUUCUCUCUUUGGACUGCUGUUGAUCUGAUCUGUGUCUGGUGUAUUGUCGAAUACGGAGUAUACCAAAGUACCUAGUUACUUAUUCGACACUGCCUGCCAACACACGCCGACACGUGGCCCUCCCUUUGCUGUCGACCCGCGGCCCUUUUCCACCUUUCUUCCUGCACCCGCGCUUGCCUUUUUGCCCUCCACAUUCGUGUCGGAUCCUCACCGACGACUCGACGAGCAAAUGCUCCGGGCCACCUGAAGCACACUCCCCAGGUCCACCACGAUCCCUGCAAUGAGGACAAGCCUCUUGUCAUGACUGCCGGUGAUGCACCCUCUCGCUCAACUGCCGACACUAUGGCCCUCGACGAUAAGAUAGAUCCAAAUUCUCCGACAACAGCCUCCACCACCGCCCCGACUUCCUCAAAGCCCAAGCCCGAAGACGAUGUCACGACUCGCAUCUUCCAGUUCCUCUCCACCGCCACGCCCGGCACCCUAGCCGGCAUUGCUGUCGGCUUGGCUGCCGUUACAUACUUCGUCCUCGGCCAGAUCGGCCUUCUCCUUAUCGGCGCGUUCGGAGGCGUGGCGCUGUACGUACACUGGGAAGCCUCGAAUCCCGAUUAUGCCAGGGCUGUGCGUGGCGAGACGGGCGUCGACAUCGUCGCAAGACUGCUGGGCGAGAAGAAUAGCCUGAGGGACGUUGACGCAGUUCGCAAGGACACCGAGGAAGAUGAGGCCAUAUUCCUGGCCCAGAGCUUUGCUGAUUUCCAGCCUGAGACCCAAGAUGCGCUCAACGGUCUCGUCGAUGCUGUCAUCAGGGACUAUGUGAAGUGGUGGUACGAUCCGAUCGUCCCGUCCGACAGGUCAUUCCCCCUUUCCUGUCGCAGGGUCUUGACCUCGUUCCUCGUCUCGGUCGGGAACUACCUCGGAAAGAAGAGACCAGCCGACAGCUUCCUCGACUUCCUGACCAACACCUCCUCCAUUGUCAUCGUCUUCUUCUCCGAGCUGUCGCAAGCCUUCGCCGACCUCCCCCCAGACUCCACCAUGACCGCUGCCGACGCCGUCUACAAUUACCUUGCCUCGAAUCCCGACUCCAACCUGUCGCACCUGCUGAGUCAACGGCACCAGGCUUCCAAGUUCAAGGCCGUGGCCGAAGACUUGCUCGGGUUUCUCGACAGACCCACGCACGACUGCGACCCCGCGAGGACGUUCCUGCGCGAGAUCCUCGCUGGCGUGAUUCUGGAAAUGUCGCUGCAGACAUGUUCCAAGGCCGAGUGGAUCAACGGCUGGAUCGUCUAUCUGCUCGAGGCCGGAGAGCCCGACUUUAACCAGGCCAUCGAUGUCGGCAUGCAGACAGGGCCCGAGGCAAACAGUGCCGUGUUCGCAGACAUGGACGGGAAUGUCGGAAAUGUCGGACUGACAAAAGGAAACCGCAACUCGCUCGACAUGGAGAAGGCUCGCCGCCGGGAGCCUGCCCACAAGAAGAAGCUGAGCAGGGCGGACGAAGAAAUGGAGGUGUUGGAGGAGAUGAAGCGGAUGAACAAGAUGCUCCUGGAUGAAGAUGCGCGCAGGUCUAAGGACUUUCGCGCGUUCCAGGAGGGUAAGGUGCCGGAGACUCCCACCAAAGAAGAGGUCCCUCAGAGGCUGGCGGAUGCCCUACAGCGAAACGCCAAUGAUCUUGAUAUCGAACCGAAGCCUGCGGCUGUAUCGCAAGCUGCACCAGACGCAGCGAAUACCCCAGCUCCCAGUGUCUCGGGAGUUCCGGCGCCCGAGAAGGCUGCUUCAACCUCGAGUGAAGAGCGCCCAGGCAAGGAGUUUCCGCCGACACCCCAGAGCGUUGACUCUGGCAACCAGAAAUCGACCGCCCAGCAUGGACACCAGCAGUCAUUCACCAGCUUUGAACAGAUCGUUCCCCCGGCCCAGGAUGACAGCGACCAGAGCGAUGCAGAAGCGAAACAACCUGCGCCACUCACCCUGCACAACGCCAAGAUUACGAUAUAUGAUGAUGGAACCGUCGACAAAAAUCGCAUCCGGACCAAGCCCACGUGGGAUUAUCUCAUUCAGAUCGAGCCGUCGUCUUCGCAAUACUCGGGGUGGAUGAUUGUGAGACAGUAUAUCGACUUUGAGAAGCUCCAUGAGGUUCUGCGCAGGAUAGCAACGAUUUCGGGCAUCACGGCGUUUACCGAACAGCACAAAGAGCUGCCACAAUUCAAGCUUCAUACUCGUGAGUCUCUGCGUGGUGAGCUGGAGCGUUACCUUCGCGACGCGUGCUGGUAUAAGGCACUUGCAGAGAGUGAAGGGAUGAAGAGGUUCUUGGACAAGGAUCAGGGUCACACCCGAACGGAGUCUAAGGGUGGAUUCCAAGCCGUUGAGAACUUUGGCAAAAAUGUCUUUGGAGCUUUGACCAGUGCGCCAAAGGGAGUCGCAGAGGGCGGUAAGGCGAUCGCUGGUGGUGUCACGGGCGUCUUUGGCAAUUUCGGAUUGUCGAGGAAGCCGACUACCCAGUCUCUGCCUGAUGCCGGAGCUACCGUCAGCGCAAACCGGCUGUCUGUGUCCACGCCACCCAGGGCAGACACCACUCUUACGGUCAACACGAUGAAUGGUGCUCGGAAGUCCAGGGACAGUUUGGACAGUCAGCGGUCCUCGAUUGUAUCAACACAACCCGGCAAGAUGCCUCCCAUGGAACGUCGCCCUAGCUAUCAGUCACAGGGCGAACCAGAUGGCGACGCAUCGCAGGCUGCACGACUAGACCGCUGGGACAGGAUUUCACCAAGCGCGAUGAGCAGCAAGGCUAAUAGCCGAGCGUCCAGCAUCGCACCUCUUCGAUCACCUCUCAAAUCCCCGUCAACAUUGAGCCUGGACGCACUCCGGCUUCCUCCACCCCCGGACGCGAUGCCCGAUGACUGGGGCUCCCCCGUCAGCACCCGAAUGUCUCGGUCGCAGGAGAACAUCUUGGAUUUGAGCACGCAGGCCAAGAGGACACCCAACGGAGCACUCCGGCAACCCAGACCAACACGCACGCACACCAAGAUCUCGGAACAGGAGACAAGGGUGGCCGUAGAGCUGGUGUUUGCCAUCAUCAACGAGCUCUACUCGCUGUCGUCGGCCUGGAACUUCCGCCGCACGCUGCUCGCCGCGGCCAAGUCCUUCCUGCUCCGGCCAGGCAACCCCUCGCUGGUCUCCAUCCAGAAGAUGAUCCAGGACUCGGUCAUCGAGGCCAACUCGUCCGACGAGGGCAUCGCCGCGCACCUCAGGAAGCUGCGGGAGAACACGCUGCCCACGGAGGAGGAGCUCAAGGCCUGGCCGCCAGAGUCCAGCCAGGAGGAGAAGGAGAAGCUGCGGGAGAAGGCCCGCCGCCUCCUCAUCCAGAGCGGGGUGCCCGCCGCGCUGUCGGGCGUCAUGGGGCAGAACGCCACCAACGAGGCGCUGGGGCGUAUCUUUGACUGCCUGCAGAUCGAGGAGGUGGCGAGGGGCCUCAUGUUUGGCAUCAUGCUCCAGGCCAUGCGGGUCAUCACGCAUUGAUUCGACCGCUGAAUAGAGGCGCGGGAGGUCGCUGGUCCCUACCUAUUUACCUACAACCUACCUACUAAGGAGAGAAAGAAGGCAUGUACGAUGAGAUAAACGACGACAUCAAAGCCCUCCUGGAGCGGGUUAUCAUGAAACGAGAGACAAGAAAUGGCAUGCGGCCGGCCAGCCAGCCAGUCCGCCCACGCGACGCGAGGGCGCGGACCGGAGCUCAGUAGACAGACGGGCGGACUUAUUGGCGACAAGACCGGGAGCGAGGGGCCGAGUUGUAGGCCAUGUAUUAUGACGAUGGAUGCUGGGUAGGAAUCCAUUUAAAGGAGUUGAACAUGUUAAUUAUUAUGCAUCCACAUGCGGGGGUGUUGUUGGUGGGGCUGGCUGGCUGAUCUGGCAUCGCGCAUCGGCCGACUAUGGCUGAGUUGGGUUGGGGCAGGGAGGGCCCAAGUCGGCGGGGUAGCAGUUUUGAGAUGGAUGGAUGGGUUAAGGCGAGGAGGUAGUUAUAGUGUAUAUCUAUUGUACUUGCAUAAUAGAGUGUUGAGCAAGAA
Molecule: messenger RNA, 4119 nt
Organism: Diaporthe batatas
Lineage: Eukaryota; Fungi; Ascomycota; Sordariomycetes; Diaporthales; Diaporthaceae
Exons: 1
Coding region: 368-3574 (1068 amino acids)
Cellular component (GO): intracellular membrane-bounded organelle
Molecular function (GO): phosphatidylinositol binding
Source: RefSeq, a predicted model, not a curated record